Molecule: messenger RNA, 1004 nt
Organism: Helianthus annuus (common sunflower)
Lineage: Eukaryota; Viridiplantae; Streptophyta; Magnoliopsida; Asterales; Asteraceae
Product: cysteine-rich repeat secretory protein 38
Exons: 2
Coding region: 5-841 (278 amino acids)
Source: RefSeq, a predicted model, not a curated record
GCUCAUGUCAUGGACAAUGUUGUUUAUUAUCACAAGCUUUGGUUAUGUUACUUGUAUAGAUGGUAUUCAUCCUACGAGUUCCGAGUGUUUACCAGCUCAAAACUCAUCUAUGGAUACUAUCUACAAAUCAAACCGUAGAACGUUGUUGGAUUCGCUAGCCAAAAACGUGCCUCUUCAAAAUGGUUUCUUCAAUACUAGUGUUGGGAAUGGUUCGGAUCGAGUUUAUGGUCUAGCGUGGUGUCGUGCGGAUGUUUCUCCUAAAACAUGCGGCAAGUGUUUGAAUGACACUAUCACUGCGUCAUUAACGAGUUGUCCCGAGAGCAAAUCGUUGGUGACGUAUUUGAGUUUGUGCAGCUUAGGGUUCUCAAACGAUAGUUUCUUUGGUGAACUUUGGGAUAGCUCAUCGUCAUCGAGUAAUGGUGGCGAUAACUUCGACGACCCUUUGGUGUUUUCGAAAGGGUUUUCGAUGAUGCAAUCUUUAAUAGGAAAUGUUUCAAGUCAACCGUUGAUGUUUGAGAUGGGUGUUGUUGAUGUUGGAAGUGAUGGGAAGAGGUAUGGGCUGGGUCAAUGUCGUCGAGAUAUAAGUAAGUUGGAUUGCGAAAAAUGCUUGGAGGAUCUUCUAACGACUUAUAAUAAGUUCGUGUUGAAUCAAACUUGGUGGGAUAUGCGAGCAAUGAGUUGCGGUUUGUGGUAUGACCAUGUUCGGUUUUACCAAGACGAUUUCAGAGAAAACCGAGACGAUUCAGAGGUUUCGAACCCGAUCCCUUCAGGUGGAGAAAAAUGGUAUAAAGGAGACAUGACGUUGGUUUUUGUAGCAUUUCUUGUGCUUCAUUGGAUUUGAGUGAGUCAAGUUUCAACAUAUAGGAUGUUUGGUUUUUAUUUGUAGUUUGUGGUUGUUCGGUUUCUUUUUUAAAAUUUAUGUAUGGUUUGGCUUCACUUGUAUCAUUCUAACUUGUAACAAACUUGAUGAUGAUAAAUAAAAUUUACUGUUUGCUUCACUGGUA